Lates calcarifer (barramundi perch) is the source of this 2510-nucleotide messenger RNA. It is a transcript of the gene neu1, whose product is annotated as neuraminidase 1. NCBI's taxonomy places the organism in Eukaryota, Metazoa, Chordata, Actinopteri, Centropomidae. The record is from RefSeq and is a predicted model, not a curated record. Gene Ontology annotation, biological process: oligosaccharide catabolic process; ganglioside catabolic process. Gene Ontology annotation, cellular component: membrane; cytoplasm; lysosome. Gene Ontology annotation, molecular function: exo-alpha-sialidase activity.
GUCCACCUUGGUCAUAUGACUAAAACUAGAGGCUGAAUUUUGGCUCCCAACGUGGAUGGUGUGAGGAGAGUAUUUCCGUCUUUGUCUCGAUCCUUAGUUCUGUUUUUGUCGAUUUAUUUCGACAGCUCGUCUCUUCGCUCGUCUGUCAGAGUAAAGAAGAAGGUUUCGGGACGUAGAGCUAACAUGGAAACCGGAAGCCGGCUCGCUGCUCUGUCGUUACUCCUGUCCGCUAUGUUGUCUCCCUGUGUUUGUGUCCUCAACCCUGGAGAGAUCGACCCUCUGCUGUACGAGGAGCAGCUGCUGUGGGUGAGUGGAGCCCAGGGGCAGGUAAACACCUACAGGAUCCCUCUGCUCACCUUCACCCCCAAGGGAAGCCUGCUGGCUUUCGCAGAAGGCAGGAAGUCGUCCUCCAGCGAUGUGGGAGCGAAGUUCAUCGCGUUGCGGCGGUCCACAGACAAAGGAGCCACCUGGUCCCCGACCACAUUCAUUGUCGACGAUGGAACGAAGCCGGACGGCCUGAACCUGGGCUCGGUGGUGGUGGACGAGGAGGUGGGCUCGGUGAUUCUGAUCUACACCAUCUGCUUCCACCUCUACCUCUGCAGGCCGUCCAGCACCAUGAUGGUGGAGAGCGUGGACGACGGCCUCACCUGGAGCCCACCUAGGAACCUCUCGGUCCAGCUCGGGAUCAAGAACUUCGUUGGCGGGCCGGGCUUCGGCAUCCAGAAGCGUUAUGAGCCAGCGAAGGGGAGGCUGGUGGUUUGUGGCCAUGGAACAUUAGAGGGGGACGGCGUUUUCUGCAUCCUGAGCGACGACCACGGGCAUAACUGGUACAACGGCGCAGCGCUGAAAAGCAUCCCCUACAACCAGAAGAAGAGGGCACAGGACUUCAACCCUGACGAGUGCCAGCCGGUUGAGAUGCCAGACGGCAGCAUCAUUAUCAAUGUGCGGAACCAGAACAACUACCACUGCAGGUGUCGCAUAGUGGUGCGCAGUCGCGACGGGGGGUUGACCCUGCCUGUGGACGACCUGAUCUUCGACUACACGCUGGUGGAUCCCGUAGUAGCAGCUGGAGCUCUGCAGAAAGACGGCGUGAUGUACUUCACCAACCCCUCCAACGAGCAACACAGAGUUAACCUAACCUUACGUUGGUCGCUGACCGAUGGUAAAUCCUGGGAGAAUAAAGUCGUUCAGAUAUGGGCGGGGCCAAGCGGCUACUCCUCCAUCACAACCCUGAACAGUGGUUCUGCAGAGGACAGGAAGUACAUCUUUAUCAUCUACGAGAAGGGCCACAAGGUCUAUGAUGAGACUGUGUCGUUCGCCAAGAUCCACCUGUACGGAGGCCAGUAGUACGCAUGAAUUCCAAAUGCUGAAGGGAAAAGGAAACAGGAAGAGGUUGUUUCCUCCUACGACUCUCUCAGGAAGAAAAUCAAAGACUUUAUAAAACUCACUUUGUGAUAUUAAAUAUGGGGAAACAGGAGGCUCAGCAGCACGAUUGUCCAAUAGUUUGUGUUUGGCCUAUGUUGAAUCUAUCUGCAAAUACCUUUUUGUCUUUCUAUUCUGUUUUGUCAAAUAUGUGUGUUUUGCUUAACAUUUGCACAGCCACAAAUAUUUUUUGAGCUCCUUUGCUUCUAGAAAAGAAAAAAUAUGAUGGAGCUAAAGAGCAGAGACUAUUUUACAGGCCAGAGACACCAGCUUCCAAUCGACAUGAACCAUACUGUCAUGUAAAUAUUUUUUUCAAGCUGACAACAACACCUCAUUUUAAAUUACAAUAGGGAUACAGUACAGUAUCACAUCAGUUUCUCUCAUGCAGAGUCAGACUAAUGACAAACUGUUUGAUCUGUGGGGUUUCAUGAAAUGAAAAAAGAUCUUAAUGCAGUAUACUGUAGAUUUUAAUCACCUCUGGAAUAGAUUAACUGUCAGAUUCACUGUAUACUUGGUACUGGUGUGAAAUUAUUCUUCUUCGCUCAGAUGAUACUUUUAUACUGAAGUGGCCUAUUUUCAAAUCUCAUAUGGGUCUGGGCUUGUAAUUACUAUGCAGACUUUUUUUGCCUUUAUUAAAAUGUGAGUGUGCCAUGAAGUCAUGCUGAUUGAAAUUUGUUCUGCCUUUAAAAAAAACAGAACAUGUAAAAUAAUGUUAAUAGCCUUUUGUGUGUGUGAAACUGCACUUGAAUACUGUUUCCAUUUUCUCGAGUGGUUUUAGAAAAACAAUGGGUGUAAUUAAAAAAAGUGAGCCUGUGUGUGUGAAUGUGAGAGUGGAGAGUGAAGAGGUAAGCACGUAAUGUAGCCAAAGUAUCCUCUUUUGUAUAGAAAUGUAUUCUGAUAUUUUGUAAUGGGUCUGAAUGGUAAUCAGUCUCUUUAAUUGUCUAAUCAAGUGUCCAUUUAUGCCCUGUAUUAGCAGCAUUGUACACAGGGUUAUGUUGUUUUAUAACAAUUUCACACUGCUUUAUUUAUUGUGUCAAUCUAACAAUUCUAAUGAGCAAUAACUACAAUAAAAAUCACUGCAACACUGA